AUGAAUCAAAGAAAUAGGAACUAGUAAUAAUAUGUUGAAAAUAAUAGAAAUAAUUAUAACAUGAGAAACUAGCCAUAUAGAAAUAAUAAUAACUAGAUAAAUAAGGUAGGAGAAAUACAAAAUGGUUAGUUUUUUGUAGAUGAAUUUGGAUAAAAAUUUUUGUAAAAAAUUGAUAAUUAAAUGAAUAUCAGAAAAAGAAUAUUCUUACAUAAAAAUGACUCAGGAAGAGCCUUGCACGAAAUGAAAGUUAAAUACAGUCUUGUAGAAACAUAAAACUAAUAAUCAACUAAUUUAAAAGCUGUUAUUGAAUCUGUAGAAGAUACAUAUAGUGAAAUCAAACCUCUAAUCGGAUUCUUUUCUAACACUCCUAAUAGACCUAGUAUAGACUUUGAUCUUUAAUCAAGAUAGCUAGGAUACGCAAACUUAAAAAAGGUUUACUUUUUCCCUUUGUAAAUAAACUAUCCUACAAUGGUUUUAGAGUUGGAUUAGUCUUCUUAAACUUGUUAAAGUGGAGAUAUCUUUAAAUAUUAUUAUAUUGUGAAGGUUAUUGACUGGCCUGAAAGGCUUUCCAGAGAAGGUCCUUUAGUAGAAAUUAUAGAUUAAAAAGGAAUGUUAUAUGAUUAAGAAAGUGAUUGCUAGGCUUUAUUAGAGUCAUUAAACAUGAAUAGUACUAUCUCAAGCGAAGAAAAAAAGUAUGUUGAUAAAAUAGUCAAGAAUCACUAAAAUGCAUUUUAAAAUAAUAAUAAUUCAAAAGAAUUUAAAAAUAUAAAUGCUUUUACUAUAGAUUAACAAGGAACUUAAGCCUUUGACGAUGCGUUUUCUUUUUAAAAAAUCAGCACAAAAAUUCUUGAAUAAGAAAUUUAAUUGGCUAAGCAACCAAAAAAAAUUUAAAAAACAUAGAAUUAACCAAUUCAAGAGAAGGGUAAAAACGCAAAAGGCAAAAAUGGUAAAUAAGGUAAGUAGAAAGAGAUUUAUGUAGUAAAAUAGGCAGAUAAUUAAGAGCCUAAUCAAAAUGAAAGUGGAACUAAAUAAGAAUAAUAAGAACCAAACUAAAGUAUUGAAGAAUAAAAAGAAGUUGAUUAAACAGUUAAAUAAUAAUAAAUUUAAGAGCCAGAAGAAUAAAAGCAAUCAGAACCAGAAUAAGAAGAUACUGAAUGCAGUAGAAAAAUAUUUAAACUUGGUAUCCAUAUUGCAGAUCUAUCUUAAAGUAUUCAAAAAGAUACACCAUUGUACAAGGCUUUGGAAAAAAGAGGUUAAAGUAUUUAUGUCCCACUAGGAAAAAAUAAAAGCUUUGUCAAACAUAUGCUAGACAGAAAGCUUGUUUAAAUCUUCUCAUUAAAGGCUGGAGAAAAAAAGUAAGCUAAAAGUUUAUUUAUCUGCAUAGAAAAGGACUAAAAUAAUUAAUUCAUCUUUCAUUGGGAUUCUUUAAGACUUGAAAACUCCAUUAUUGAAAGUAAAUAAAAUUAUUACUAUGAAGAAUUCGAUUCCUACUUGAAAGAUAAAAAGCAAAGUAUAAAUGAGCUUUUUAAAGAUGAUGAUGAUGAAGAAGUGAGCUCAGAUAGUGAUGAAGAAGAUGAUGGAAUAUAAACUCAUGAAGCUGAAUCGAACCCUAAAAAUAAGAGCUUAAUUUUAACUAACGAGGAAUUUCUAACUUUCUUUAAUCUUGGAGGUUAGCUAUUCUAAUAGAGAAUAUAGAAAGGUUAAAAGGCAUUCUAAGAAGAAUUUACAGAAAAAUGUAAAUUCUUAUCAUCAAAGUUGGUUGAAGAGUUAAUGGUUUUUUACAAUCAAUCUAUUUCGAGAUAAAUACAAGUAAGUUAAUAGAUCUUUAAAGGUUAGAAGGAUAUUGAAAAAAAAUUAGAAGUGCUAUAAAAAGAAGCAAAAUAGAUGAAAAAGUCAAUAGAAACUGAUUAAACCUAAAUCUCUAAUAAAAUAAAGAAACAAUAGAAAGUUCUUGCAACUAGUAAAAAGUCUAUUGAUACUCUUCGUAAAAACAUUAAACUUACUGAAUAGAAAAUAAAAAAUAACCCUAAAACUCUUAAAGAAUAUGAAAAUAAAAUAUCUACAAAUUAAAAAAAGAUUGAAGAACUCAAAAAUUAAAUUGAAUAGAUAAGCAUCAUGGAAGAAAGCUAGUUUGAGUAAGAAUUUAAUAAAAACAAAAAGAAAGGAGCUCAAAAAAAAGCAGAAAUUUAAUAACAAAACUGCUAUGAAGAAUUAGAGAAGGAAUAAUUAUCAGAUUCUAGCCAAAAUUAAAUCUUACUUUCUUAAGGAUAAUUAGGAGAUAAUUUACGCUCAGAGAAAUUAGUUGAUCAAAAUAUUUUACAAGGAGAGGAAGAUAUUCAACCUUUUUCAAGUAGUGAUAAAAGUGAUGACAGCGAUGAAGAAAGUGAUACUGAGUCCAAAGACACAUUACAAAAUAACAAUGAAAUGCAGAAUGACUCAGGAAAUAUUUAUACAGCUUUAAAAAAACGCUUAAAUUAGUAGUUACAAAACUUAAAUAAGCAAUUAGAAUAAUUAGAUAAAGAAUUAAACAAUUUAGAUUAACAAAAAAUUUCUAAUAAAAACGAAGAAGCAAAAAAAUCAAUUAAAGAUACUCUAAAUUACUACAAAAAUAAAUGUGAACAAGUCGGAUUUAAUAACCUAAAGUACGAUUCCCUCUUAGAAUUUUAAUCAUCAAUUGAUAAAUUAAAAUAUGCUAAAAUAACUCCAAUAAUUAAAACUUAUUUGUUAUUUGAAAAAAGAAAAAUAGUUAGAUAAUUAAAUCAAUACUUCGCCAUUUGCGAUGAUGAAAAAAAAGAAUAAGAGUAACUUCAUUAGAAAAUCUAGUAAAAAAAAGAUCAAAAAUCAAAGAUUAGCAAAGACAUUAAAGCCAUUUAAGAUAGAAUAAUUUAAGCUGAAAAGAGUGAAGAGGAGCAAAAAUUUAAAGAUUCAGAGCUAUAACACCAAGAAUAAAUAAAUGUUGAAGAAGAAAUAUUUAGUGAAGAUGAUUAAACGGAAACAAGAUCUUAAAUUUCAAUUGAAGAUUUAGAAAAAUCAUUUACCCACGAUAAUGAUAAUAUUAAAAUAGCCUCAUUAAAAUAAAGAAAAAUCAAUUAGCUUUAACAAUAAAUAAAGCAAAAAGAAAAUGAAAUUUUAAAAAUUUAGAAAUAAAUAAGUUCAAACGACAGUAAAAUUUAAGAACUUAAUUCAAGCUUGGAAAAAUACCAAAAAUAAUCUGAAAAACUAGAAGAAUAAAUCAAAACUUAAGACAUCUAGAUCAAUGAUCUCAAAAAAUAAUUAGACGAGCUUAAGUCAGAAAUUUUAAAAAUAGAUUAAAAUAUAAAAGAUGAGUAAAAAAACCUCUUAAAAUAACUUGAAAAAGAUGUUAAUGAAAAUUACAAAUAUUUUGAUUUAUCACCUGAAUCUGAGAAAUAUUUAUCCUUAACUAGUCCUAUAAGAAAGUUUAAUGAUAUUUAAGCUUAGUAAUUCAUAGACGAUUAUUUGAAAACAGAUUUUUCUAAAGAAUUUGAUGUGGAAUACAGUAAAAUAAUUAAAUCAAAGCAAACUACUAAUAAGAUAAAGAAUCAAGUGGCUAAAUUCUUAGAAAAAGCCUAAAAAAUAAAAAAUUGCAGAAAAAUGAUUCGCCAAGCUCAAUAAGGUAAAAAAUAAGAUGAAAAAUAAGAAAUUCUUCAAAUUAAUUCCAAAAUUAUUUCUAAAUUCAUUAUCUAUGAUUUCUUCUUGCCUAAAUAAAUGCAAAUUGUCUAGCUGAAAAAUGAUAAAAAUAGACCCUAGUUAUAAGAAGUUUUUUCAAUAUGGAAUGGUGAAAUUUAAGCAAAAUAUUCUCUUCCCUAUGAUUACACUGUUGCAAACGCCAUUAAAAAUAAUAUCAAGCUAACAAAUUUAGAUUUUUGA
Molecule: messenger RNA, 3888 nt
Organism: Tetrahymena thermophila SB210
Lineage: Eukaryota; Ciliophora; Oligohymenophorea; Hymenostomatida; Tetrahymenidae
Product: RNB-like protein
Exons: 2
Biological process (GO): mRNA catabolic process
Cellular component (GO): P-body; exosome (RNase complex)
Molecular function (GO): RNA binding; 3'-5'-RNA exonuclease activity
Source: RefSeq, a predicted model, not a curated record